Eptesicus fuscus (big brown bat) is the source of this 3848-nucleotide messenger RNA. It is a transcript of the gene TMTC3, whose product is annotated as transmembrane O-mannosyltransferase targeting cadherins 3. Gene Ontology annotation, molecular function: protein binding; mannosyltransferase activity. The transcript is spliced from 14 exons. The record is from RefSeq and is a predicted model, not a curated record. Gene Ontology annotation, biological process: protein O-linked glycosylation via mannose. Lineage: Eukaryota; Metazoa; Chordata; Mammalia; Chiroptera; Vespertilionidae. Gene Ontology annotation, cellular component: endoplasmic reticulum. Bases 176 to 2914 code for a protein of 912 amino acids.
CGGAGGCGGGAGGCGCAGCCGCGGCCGGGGCGCGUCUGCGCUACUGACCUGGACGAGGUAGACCAUGACUGUCCCUUUGGUGGCGUUGCUCGCUGGCCCGCUUUUCCUGAGGUUUCCCUAAGCCAUUCCCUGGUGGAACCGCUCUCAGAUUUUGUGUACAAGUGCUUUGGAAAAGAUGGCUGAUAUUAACCUCAAGGAAAUAACCUUAAUAGUAGGUGUGGUUACUGCCUGCUAUUGGAACAGUCUCUUUUGUGGUUUUGUUUUUGAUGAUGUUUCAGCAAUACUGGAUAAUAAAGACUUGCAUCCAUCUACACCUUUGAAAACUUUAUUUCAGAAUGACUUCUGGGGAACCCCUAUGUCUGAGGAGAGAAGUCACAAGUCUUACCGUCCCUUAACAGUAUUGACAUUUCGCCUAAAUUAUCUGUUUAGUGAACUGAAACCGAUGUCGUAUCAUCUCCUAAAUAUGAUUUUACAUGCUGUGGUCACUAUAAUAUUUCUUAAAGUCUGCAAACUUUUUCUGGACAGCAGAAGUAGUAUGAUUGCUUCUUUACUCUUUGCAGUACACCCAAUACACACAGAAGCAGUAACGGGUGUUGUAGGAAGAGCAGAACUUUUGUCAUCUAUCUUUUUUCUAGCUGCAUUUUUGUCAUAUACCAAAUCUAAAGGACCGAAUAAUUCCAUAGUGUGGACUCCAAUUGCAUUGACAGUGUUUUUAGUGGCUGUUGCAACAUUGUGUAAAGAACAAGGAAUAACAGUUGUGGGAAUUUGCUGUGUGUAUGAAAUAUUUAUUGCUCAGGGGUAUACUUUACCAUUAUUAUGUACUACUGCUGGACAGUUUCUUCGUGGAAAGAGUAGUAUUCCAUUUUCUAUGCUGCAGACAUUAGUAAAACUCAUUGUUUUGAUGUUCAGUACAUUAUUACUUGUUGUGAUUAGAGUCCAAAUUAUUCAGUCUCAACUUCCAGUGUUCACCAGGUUUGAUAACCCAGCUGCUGUAAGCCCAACUCCUACGAGGCAGCUAACUUUUAACUACCUCCUUCCUGUCAAUGCGUGGCUUCUAUUAAAUCCUUCAGAGCUCUGCUGUGAUUGGACCAUGGGAACAAUACCACUUAUAGAGUCAUUUCUAGAUAUUCGAAACGUUGCCACAUUUACUUUCUUUUGUUUUUUGGGGGCUUUGGGAGUAUUCAGUCUCAGAUAUCCCAGUGAUUCCUCCAAAACUGUUCUAAUGGCACUUUGUUUAAUGGCGUUACCAUUUAUUCCUGCAUCGAACCUUUUUUUCCCAGUUGGAUUUGUUGUUGCUGAACGAGUAUUAUAUGUUCCUAGCAUGGGGUUCUGUAUUUUGGUAGCCCAUGGAUGGCACAAAAUAUCAAACAAGAGUGUAUUUAAAAAGUUAUCCUGGGUUUGUCUGUCUUUGGUGAUAUUCACUCAUGCCUUAAAAACAAUCCACAGAAAUUGGGAUUGGGAGUCUGAAUAUACGUUGUUUAUGUCAGCCUUGAAGGUAAAUAAAAAUAAUGCCAAAUUAUGGAAUAAUGUGGGUCAUGCUCUGGAAAAUGAAAAGAACUUUGAGAGAGCUUUGAAAUACUUUCUACAGGCUACCCAUGUUCAGCCAGAUGAUAUUGGUGCCCACAUGAAUGUAGGAAGAACUUAUAAAAAUUUAAAUAGAACCAAAGAAGCUGAAGAAUCUUACAUGACGGCCAAGUCACUGAUGCCUCAAAUUAUUCCUGGUAAAAAAUAUGCAGCCAGAAUUGCCCCUAACCACCUCAACGUUUAUAUUAAUCUGGCCAAUCUUAUCCGAGCAGAUGAGUCCCGGCUAGAAGAAGCUGAUCAGCUGUAUCGACAAGCGAUAAGCAUGAGGCCCGACUUCAAACAGGCUUACAUUAGCAGAGGAGAAUUGCUUUUAAAAAUGAAUAAACCUUUCAAAGCAAAAGAAGCGUAUCUUAAAGCACUGGAGUUGGACAGAAAUAAUGCAGAUCUUUGGUAUAACUUGGCGAUUGUUCAAAUUGAACUUAAAGAACCAAAUGAAGCUCUUAAAAACUUUAAUCGUGCUUUAGAACUAAAUCCAAAACAUAAGCUAGCAUUAUUCAAUUCUGGUAUAUUAAUGCAAGAAUCAGGUGAGGUUAAGCUCAGACCUGAAGCUAGAAAACGACUUCUAAGUUAUAUAAAUGAAGAGCCACAAGAUGCUAAUGGUUAUUUCAAUCUGGGAAUGCUUGCCAUGGACGACAAAAAGGACUCUGAAGCAGAGAUGUGGAUGAAGAAAGCCAUAAAAUUACAAGCUGACUUCAGAAGUGCUUUGUUUAAUCUGGCUCUGCUGUAUUCUCAGACUGCAAAGGAAUUACUGGCUUUGCCAGUUUUAGAAGAGUUACUCAAAUACUAUCCUGAUCAUAUUAAGGGUCUCAUUUUAAAGGGAGACAUUCUAAUGAAUCAAAAGAAAGAUAUACUUGGAGCAAAAAAAUGUUUCGAAAAGAUUUUGGAGAUGGAUCCAAGCAAUGUGCAAGGAAAGCACAAUCUUUGUGUUGUUUAUUUUGAAGAGAAAGACUUAUUAAAAGCUGAAAGAUGCCUGCUUGAAACAUUGGCAUUAGCACCACAUGAAGAAUAUAUCCAGCGCCAUUUGAAUAUAGUCAGGGAUAAAAUUUCCGCAUCUAGUUUAAUAGAACAGCCAAUAUUCCCAGUUAGUAAGACUUCAGGAAACAAAAUUCCAACCGAAAAUGCAAGAGAAAUAAGAAGUGAACCCCAACCCACACAGGUAAUAAAAACAAGUGAUAAUAAAAGUUCAUCUAAAACCAACAAGCAAUUAGGAAAAGAUACAGACAGUGAGACCCCUCACAAAACAACAAAAGAAAUAAAAGAAAUUGAGAAGAAAAGAGUUGCUGCUUUAAAAAGAUUAGAAGAGAUUGAACGUAUUUUAAAUGGUGAAUAGCAUUACAUUUUAUUAUGUGACAAUGGUUUCAAAGAACUAAAGACUAUCAAUUGAUUGCUUAUGGCAACUUUGAAAAAUAGCAAAGAUUCUUAACAGUCUAUCAUGAGCUGCCUAUAUGUAGGAUCAAAAUAAGAUUUUUAUUAAACACCUAUCUUAUACCAGGUUAUGUAUUCUAAGAUAUUACAUAGUUUUCUGAGUUUUGGUGAAGAUAGCCGAAAUAUAAAAUAAUAGGUGGCUAAUUUGUACCUUUUAUUAUAGAAGGAAGAUUCUUCCAGCAGAAUUUAAUUGACUACUCUCAAUUAAAAAUAGUCUUGAGGCCUGAAUGAUAAUUCCUUGGGGGCAAAUCCAACAUUUGCUAUUUCAUUCUAUGAAUUUCCGUUUAUUACUGACUUCAUUUUUCCUUCACCUGUUGAAAUUUGGCUAUGAAUUGAAAACACUUACUGAACACUUAUUUUUUCUUUAGUGACUUUCUGUUUAACCAAGGGACUUUGCCUAUAAAAGAAUACUGGCUUUAUGCGUAUUCUUUUAUUGAUUUUUAGAAGGAAUGCUAGAUGAAACAUUUUAAAGUAAGUCAUGACAUGUGAGAUUAAGAAUGUAUUUUUAUAAUUGUGUGCUGUCCUUCACUCUAAAAUGCAAAUUUCAAUCAGGUAAAGUUUUAAAUAUAUGUAUGUACAUACAAUACAUUUUUAAUGGUGCUCAUAUAUACUGUAUUUUUAUUUUCUUAACAUACUGAGAAUUUCACAGCAUGAACCACAUAAUCAUGAUUAUCUUUGACUUAUAUUCCCCAAACUAUUCAUAUUUCUUAGGGUCAUAGUCAUAUUAAGAAGUCUCAAAAACUAUAACUUUAUUUAAAACACGGUAAGUUUCUCUUUCAUCUUAAGAUGUAUUAUCUCUCUAGUGUUAUUUGAAGUUGAAUUUUGUUUCCAAAAACAAU